Auxenochlorella protothecoides is the source of this 1629-nucleotide messenger RNA. RefSeq names its product putative protein phosphatase 2C 11. Gene Ontology annotation, molecular function: cation binding; protein serine/threonine phosphatase activity. The transcript is spliced from 10 exons. Gene Ontology annotation, biological process: protein dephosphorylation. Bases 1 to 1629 code for a protein of 542 amino acids. The record is from RefSeq and is a predicted model, not a curated record. NCBI's taxonomy places the organism in Eukaryota, Viridiplantae, Chlorophyta, Trebouxiophyceae, Chlorellales, Chlorellaceae.
AUGGGACAGUAUCUCUCCUCUCCCGUCACGGAGAAGGACACGUUGGAGGGCAGCACAGAUGACCUCAGCUACGGCAUAUCCGCGCACCAGGGGUGGCGGAAGAACAUGGAGGACGCACACAUCGCGCACCACAUCAGCAAGGACACCUACCUGUUUGGAAUCUUCGACGGUCAUGGUGGGCCCGAGGUUGCGAAGUUCUGCUCCAUGUACAUCCGGGAGGAGCUGGAGCGAUCUGGGGAGUUCAAGGCGGGGGAGUACGAGGGCAGCCUCGUGCACGUCUUCCACCGCAUGGACGACCUGAUGCGCUCCGCCGAGGGCUUCUCCCAGCUGGAGUCCAUCCGCAAGAGCCUGGACAAAGCCUCCGCGACAGAGGACGAGGAGGGCGACGACACGUACAGCAUGCUUCGCAAGCUGGCGGGGUGCACGGCGGUGGUGGCACUGCUCAAGGGCCGGCGGCUGUUCGUGGCCAACGCGGGCGACUCGCGCGCGGUGUUGGCGCGGCGCGGCGUGGCCGUCCCCCUCUCCCACGACCACAAGCCUUCGGCGGCGGGCGAGCGCGCGCGCAUCAUGGCCGCCGGCGGCUUCGUGUCCGAGGUGGGCGGCAUCACGCGCGUGAACGGCAACCUGAACCUCUCCCGCGCCAUCGGCGACCUGCGCUACAAGGCCAACCCCGCACUGGAAGCCAAGGACCAGAUCAUCACCGCCCAGCCCGACCUCUGCGUGGAGGCCCUGGUGCCGGGGGACCGCUUCAUGGUGCUGGCCUGCGACGGCAUCUGGGACGUCAUGAGCAACCAGCAGGUGGUGGACUUUGUCGGCGCACGCCUGGACGAGGGGCUGACCCCCACGCAGGCUGCCAGCGAGCUGCUCAACGCCUGCGUGGCUUCCGACCCGCGCGAGACGCGCGGCAUCGGCUGCGACAACAUGACUGCCUCGGUGGUCGUGUUCAAGGGCCUCGAUGAGGAGGGCGCGGACUUUGUGACGGUGGACAACGAGCGCGAGGAGAGUUCCACGGUGCUGGAGGUGGAGAUCAAGGACUACCCCGGCCUCCUGCGCAUCAUUGCCUGGGUGUUGAAUGGGCUGGACCUGGUCGCGGAGAACGCCGUGGUGAGCACAGACGCCGAGGGCAUAGCGCACAACACCUUUUGGCUCACCAGCCUCAGCGGCAAUAAACUGAAGGACAAGACUGCGGAGAUGCUGGCUGACCAGGUCAGGGAUUACCUAAUGUACUGCACUCACCAGAGCGAUGUGAAAGCGGCGACAGAAUUCACAUCUGGGCCCAUCACCAUCUCCAACUCGGAGGACAAGGAGCACUCCGUGAUCCAUGUCAGGGAAGACAACCCGUCCCCUGGCUUCCUCCUUGAGGUGGCGUCGGCACUGACCGGUCUCAACACCCAAAUACAGCAGGGCGUCAUCCAGGGCACAGGAAACUGCGAGAACAAGGAUACGAGCCUUGGCUGUGAUGCCCGCCUCUUCAAGUUCUGGGUGAAGAGCAGCACCGGCGAGAAGCUCAACUACGAGCAGGCCAGCGCCCUGCUCUUCACGCUCAACGUCGUGCUGGGCAACUACCUGAACCCCCUGACGCCGCCAGACGCAGCGCUGGAGGCCACCAACAACACCAGCACCGCCUGA